UCUCGAACGCGAGUUAGGUGUGUUAGAACUACACCUGUCUGUUACGUUCUGCAUACGUUCAAACAUUUUUUUCAAAGUGCAAAGUUUAUUUCUGAUUGGUUGUUUAUACUUCAAAAUGGCCCACACACGCAUAUCAAUAACAGCAAAGAAUGACAAGGGAUUGUGGACGUCUUAUCUGGAGUAGAUGAACGCUGCUUGCUUCCCCUCAGUAGCGUCGUCUCGUCCGCCCCAUUCCUCUUCAGGGCGCCUGCGUACACGCCGGUCCCCUCUCUCGCUAGUCAUGGAUCAGCUGAUUCUGUAUUGCCGAUAUCACCCCAACCGCGCCAGGAGUGAGAGCCGGGACAUCGUUAUGAACGAUGAAGGCGGUUCCGAAAAAACUUGCAGGAUAUCAGCAACCACUCCCACCAUUAUUUUCAUUGGCCACUAUUAUCAAGUGUUAUUACGACUACCUUAAUGUGUGAGAAGAAAUAAAUAUAUACACAAUCAGAAAUCUCCUCUCACCGAGUGCUGCAGUUAUUCGCGUCGAGUUGAGAGUUCAGUUCAGCAUUUCUCUGUCUGCAGAUGGGGUAGCAGCUGCAUGUUAUGUACUGAAUGGAUGGGCGACAUCCACAGUCAGCGAGCUAGAAAGGAAAUUAAUAUUCGCUGUUAAUAGUGCAUCUACUUCGAGAUGACUUUAAUAAAACACACUGCCAACGUAUACAGCACAUCUGCCCAUCACGGUUGCCAUCGUCACAGCUGUAAUGAAGGCAGAAACGUCACAUUCCUCUUCUUUAUCAUGGUGCUUCUGCUGCUGCUAGGACAUUUGGGAGUUUGUUCCGGAAGACCAGACGCAUUAGCAUCCUCGUCGAGUUCAACGACGUCCUCACCUUCCGGUAAUCAUUAUUACAGUGAUAGUAACAGUAGACACAUUUCUUGGUCAGUUAAAGGCAUGGCUCCCGCUUUUGAUGAUAGUGGUGAUGGUGGUGUUCAAGAUGCAUAUUCUUCACCUUCUUCAUCCAUAGGGCGUUCACCGAUCCGCCCCGAUGAUCAAGGCGGCUUCGAAGAAAGCAGACCCAUUUCACCCGGGCCUGUCUUCCUGUACAAUGCUGACGAUGGAAAAUCUGACGUGCAGUCUUCAAAAUCUGACACGAAGCACAAUGACAGUGGAGGCUCGAAGCGCUAUGAUGUCAUGUCUGUUGACUUUGCUCGUGUGGAGACGCCGUUCAUCAUCGGCGUUUGGAUAUUCUGUGCCAGCCUCGCCAAGAUCGGUUUCCACAUGACGCCAACACUGUCGAAAAUCUUCCCAGAGUCGUGCCUGCUGGUUGUUGUGGGGCUGAUAAUUGGCGCCCUGCUCAUUGUAACGGGCAGCAUGCACGUCUCGCCCCUGACACCCGACACGUUUUUCCUGUACAUGCUCCCUCCAAUUAUAUUGGAUGCCGGAUACUUCAUGCCGAAUCGACUGUUCUUCGACCACCUGGGCACCAUACUUCUCUUCGCUGUCGUUGGAACUAUCUUCAACACUCUCACCAUCGGUGUGUCUCUGUGGGCUGUGGGGCAGAGCGGCCUGUUUUCGUGCGACACCCCGCUGCUGGACAUGCUUCUUUUCUCAUCCCUUAUCUCUGCAGUGGAUCCAGUUGCAGUACUCGCUGUAUUUGAAGAGAUACAUGUUAACGAAAUUCUGUACAUCGUCGUUUUCGGCGAGAGUCUGCUCAACGACGCAGUCACAGUGGUGCUGUAUCACUUGUUCGAGUCCUACACAGAGAUGGGACCCAGCAACAUUCUGUAUAUAGACCUCGUGAUGGGAUUUACUUCGUUCUUUGUGGUGGCGCUUGGUGGCACCAUCAUUGGCGUCUUGUGGGGAUUCCUCACAGGCCUGGUCACCCGAUACACAAACCAGGUCCGAGUCAUAGAGCCCAUCUUCAUCUUCGUCAUGGCGUACUUGGCCUACCUCAACGCUGAGCUCUUUCAUAUGUCUGGAAUUCUAGCCAUUACAUUUUGUGGCAUCACAAUGAAGAAUUACGUGGAAGCUAACAUCUCUCACAAAUCUCAUACGACUGUCAAGUACGCGAUGAAGAUGUUGAGCAGUUCCUCGGAGACCAUCAUCUUCAUGUUCCUGGGUGUGGCCACUAUCAACAACACCCAUGAAUGGAACCUCUGGUUCAUUGUACUCACCAUCACCUUCUGUUCUGUAUACCGCACCAUAGGAGUUAUUCUGCUAACAGCUAUUGCAAAUCGUUUCCGAUUGCAUAAGCUGAACAAAGUUGAGAAAUUUGUUAUGUCGUAUGGUGGUCUGCGAGGAGCAGUUGCCUUUGCUCUUGUACUGCUGAUAGACAAGAACAAUGUAAAGCUUCAACCGAUGUUCGUCAGUACAACGAUAUCUGUUAUCUACUUCACUGUCUUCUUCCAGGGAAUAACCAUCAAGCCUCUAGUCAAAGUCCUGAAUGUAAAGAGAGCUGAAAAAAGAAAACCAACAAUGAAUGAAAGAAUUCAUGAAAGGUUCAUGGACCACUUAAUGGCAGGAAUUGAGGACAUCUUAGGUCGCCAUGGCAAUUAUCAUGUGCGAGACAAGUUCAAGAGGUUUGACAACAGGUUCAUCCGUCCAUUGCUGCUGCGUGAUCACCAGGGAGCAGAGCCUAAAAUUCUGGAGACUUACUCAAAACUAGCAAUGAAAGAUGCAAUGGAAUAUAUGCGAAGGAAUGCAUCUACUAUUGGAAACAUAUCUGGCACCGAGUCCAUGUCAGCUAUCUUCCGCAAUUACACAGCAGGCAAUAUCAAUGGGAACUUGAGUGGUACCCUUAAUGGGAGCACUAGUUUCAGCCAAUUGGACUCAAGCACAUGGAACAUAGACAUGCAGGAGUUGGAGUACAACCCGUCCAAGAAAGAUUUGACAGAUGCUAAGAUUCAUCAUCUACUUGCAGAAGAGCUGUGUAAACCCUAUCGCAGGCACCGGAGGUUGAGCUACAGUCGGCAUGCAGUCAACGACCGGGAUCUUUCUACUCAGCCUGUCAAUUAUCGCAUGCAUAUGAAUAUACGGCGAAUGGUUGGUGAAAGGAAGCACCACCAUAAACGAAGCAAAAGAUUGGGCAAGGAUGGGAAACAAAAUCAUGUUAGUUUCCCUGGAAUCACACAGAAUGGUUCAGCAAAACAAUUUUCUCAUGAUUAUAUCAAUGAAGUCCUCCAGGAGUCAGAAAAUGAUGGUGAUGGCACCAAGUCCACUAGCAGGGAGGACUGGGACAGUGCCAUUACCUUUACAGCCAAAACUUCACCUGGCGGGAGACCAGAGGCAAGUGUGUUGACCCAAAUAACCAGCCUCCCGGGUUCCAAACCCCGGAAAGCCCGUCUGAUCAAGCAGUAUUCAAAACCCACCGUUGAUUACGAUGAUGCGCCCACAGUAGCUGAAGUUUCCUUACCUUGGAGACGAGGUGUAAAUGGGGAUGAAACACAAGCCUCUGGUAGUAGUGAAGCAACCAAGAAAUCCUCUCGGGAAUUGGAUGGCUCAACAGGAAAAAAUACAGGAACAGCAGAGUGUGCACGAGUGACUACUCCAACUGCAACUGAAACAAUGUUACCGUGGAAAAGGGAUGAUGAGGGGGAAAGCACAUGCCCGCUGAAACAGAGUGAAUUUCCUGCUUGGUGUUCUAAUAAGGAGUAUCUUGCCUAUAGCUCACCCUCAGCAACUUUCUUAGGUGGCAUUGAACAACCAAAAAUUGCUUCUGUGAUUGGAUUGUUCCGUCGUGAGAGUUCAGGCUCAGCACAAGACUCACGUGCCAGUUCAGAUUCUUCAUUGCAUCAUGUUGGUGGUCCUGAGUCUCCUCCAGCUCCAGGAGCAAUUUUGCUCAUUGAAGAAGGAGGUCCAUCAGAGCCAUUAGCAGGUAUGUUGGGCGUACCUAGACGUCCACCAGUCGGCCGCCGUGGCUCCAUGUUAGAGCUAGGAUCCACAACUGUUAACUCCAUUCCUGAGGAGGAAUCUACAACACCCUUCACUUCACCUCAGAAUUCCCCCAUGUCAGCCCAGCAAUGGAUACCACUUGGAAAGGGCUCAGGAUCACUCAACCACUUUGCUGAUCGCCUCUCAGCUCUAGUAUCCUCAUCUUCCUCGUCUUCUUCAUCUGAUGAUUCGUCUAAUGACGAUGAUGAAGCUGAUGAGAAAUGUGCUAUCAAUAGAACACAGAAUUAAUUUCUGUAAUAAAAUAAAUACAAGCACAAAGUCUUGAAGGAAAAGUGUGAUUCAGGGACUGAUGCUCUACAGUGGGUUAAAAAUUGACAGAGGUGUGUAGAUUGACUUGGAAAUUGUAAUGGUUAACUAUUAAUUUUAUAGUAGUAGCUGACUGUAAUUUCAUUAAUUGUAAUACCAGUGAAGCCUAACAAUGUCUAACAGCUUGAAUUGAUUAGGAGAUUCUGGAUUGUCUUGUGUUAUAUCAGAGAAACCAGAGAUGAGAAUUUUCUGGCUAGACUUGUAAAUGUGUUACUGGCAAGCUGCACAACAAAACAAACAUUUGUAAAUAGGUGAGUAGACUAGUUGUCCUUCAUAAGAUAUUGAACAUUUCUAGAGAGUUUAGAUGAAACUUUGGCAGACAAUAGAAACUUAAUUUUCUUUUUGUUUAUGUACAGAAUUUAUUUCCCAUUAUAACACUUGGCUGGAAACUGUUUAUUGCCAUGGCAAUAAGAAUAACCACAAAAAGAAACGUGCAUAAUGAAGAGCUUCAUAAAUAGAUUACUAUUUUGUGGAUCAGUGUCUUCUAUAAUGGUUUUCUUCACACUCACCACCAAAUGAAACCUGAAAUCUCAUUUAUCAUUUACGUCAUCUAUAAAAAUAUAGUAAUGCCUAAUAGUAAGUUUCAAACACUUUAUGAAUGUUCUAGUUGCUCUGAUAAAACAACAUUCUUAUUGCUUUGGCUAGUUAAAAUAUGGUUAAACCUAUACUAAAAUCUAUGUAGUUAUACAUCUAAAGGUGCAUAUUUGAAUGAUAAGAAGCCAGGAGAUGCUGUAUUGCCUUGCUUUCCAGCUUUGCUUUAGAAUAUACCUUUAUGAAUAUCCAAGCAAACCAUAAAGAACUGGAAGUGAAAGAACAGAUCUCCUCAUAGACAGGAUGAUAAUAUUUGUAGAGAAGUUGAAAGUGAGGAAGUGGACUGGAUUUACCUGACUCAGGGAAGUGGUCAAUGGUGGGCUCUUACAUACAUAAGUUCAAUAAAUACAGGAAAUUUUACUAUCUGAUCUACAUUUAGCUUCUCAGCAACUCUGCUCUAGGAUUUUCUUAUGAGGAGCCAACAUUUGGCAACAUCUUCCCCUGUAUUCUCCCUGUUCUACUUAUUACUUCUAAGAACAAUUUAGAUAUUUUGAUAAAACAUGCAGAUUGUGAUAAUUGUUUUAUGUUUCAGAGCUGUGAAUGAAAAUUACCUUUGCUUUUAUGUAUUGGAAAAGCAUCGCAUGUGAAACAUUAGCUUCGUCCUCCUUUGUCAUACUGAAAAUUAAGAUUAUGAACCAUUACAGUUUCUUAGUUCCAGUGACAGUUGAUACAGUUUUAAGAAAGAUGUUAAUAAUGGUCAAUAAGUAUUUGGUGCACAAAGCACAAACUGUUCAUUAAAUGCUGAAAAUGGAGUUCAGGGCUGGCAGUUUUAUUGUAAUAAUUUUAAAAGCAGUAUUUUAUGAGUCUAAUAGUAUAUUAUUUUAUUUAACAUUUAUUGAACUUCUAAUUGCAUUUUGGUGAAAGAUACAUAUGGGGGGGCACAGUUAAUAUUAAAGUAUAUUUUUGUUAUUAUUAUUAUUAUUAGUAGUAGUAGUAGUAGUAGUAGGAAAUCUGAAGGCACAUUUUACACUAGUUGUAGUUUAAGAUGGUAAGUAGGCCUUCAGAUUAGUGUAGGUUGUGAGAGUUCAGAUUAAACAACAGAGUAAUGUACUUCCAUUUCUGGUUUAAUGAUAUAUUGUAGAUUAAUUGACACUAUUGUAAGUGAUCAUCAUUGUGAUAUAGGUAGGAUAUAUAAUGGAGCAAUUAGAGUUCUGGUCUUUUAUCAACAAUCUGUAACAUAUUGGUGCCUAGUAACGUACGCAGUCUUUGAUCUUUGUCGUUACGAUACACUCUUCAUAAGAAGAGAAAGAAAGUAUUUGCAAGAAUUUUAUUAAUCAGUUGUUUUUAUUAUAAACUGUAUCAACUGACAAAAUUAGCCAUACUACAUAAUACAGCACAGGUUGAUGAAUGUGAAGACUUUGUACAGCAAACUGUUGGUGGUAGAUGAGUUCCUAGGGUGUGUAAUCUUAGUGUGAGGUUUUGUUUAUUCCAGAAGGAAUGAAAUAUAAUAUCAUCACUUCUGAAUGAGUCGCAUUAUUCUAAAAGAAAACAAAAAAUUUUCUUCAAUAAAAUAUUUUUUGUAUAACAGACCAUAGAACAGUGAUCUCCUGGUCAUAAUAACAGUAUUUCUGGCUUAUUGGUUUGUCAGCAUGCACUAGCCAAAUACCCAAUAUUAUCAGUAUACCAUAUGCAGGCCUACCAUCUAUUAGAUGGCAGCAUAAAUUAUGAUAAGAGAUAAGUUCAUGUAUGAUGGUAUGAGUGACUGGCAGAUUCUUUGCAGGUGACAUAAUGAUUGUUGAAAACAGGCAGAUGGGAGCAGAAUCUUUCUACAAACCAAGUCACAGCUGGUUUAUAGGUGCCCUUCAUAUGGACCCAUCGACAGUGACAGGUCUUACACAAUCUUGCUUUACUGUAUUCUUCUCUGUCUCCCAUGUCAAAAACAUAUUUUUAUAUUUUUAAUAAAUAAUCUAUUUAAUUACUCCCAUAUAUUUUUCAUACAUCAGAAAAAUUACAUUUACUCUUAAAAUAUUUCAAACAUAUAACUCAUUAUAUUGUCAUUUUAUUUUUUCUUUACAUUCCUUCAGAAAAUUGUAGGUAUCCUGUGAACAAUGUUUUUAUUAUUUGUGAUUACAGUCCACAAUUCUUUUAAAAUUCUAAUCGUUUAAGGAAAGCUGAAAGGAAAGUCAAACCAUUCCAACAGUGGGUUCCAACAGUGGAGUUGACUCGUGUGGACAGACAGACAUGACCAGCCCAUAAGAUGUUUCUUACUUAUGCUAGGGUGUGAGGAACACAUAAGACAUUUAAAUUUCUUGAACAAAUAUAAAGAUAUUCAAGUUGUAAUAUUAUAUGCCUGUUACUGUAGAAAAGGACAUGUUUUAUAAACCAUCACAAGGAAGGAACUAUAAGGAUGUGGUUUCCCAUAUUUUGGCUUGUAUUUGAUGAAAUAUGCUUGUCAGGAAAUAGUAGAUGAGAAUAUCACCUUCUGUAAUUUAUGUACAACUGACUGUGGAAAUUUUUCUUUCUUUCUUUGUUGUGUCUCGAUUGUUCCAUGAAUGUGUAAGAAUACAUUGGACACACCUAGGACUCUGUUGCUUUAUAAUCUGCCCCAAACAGUUUGGCUUUUAUUGAAUGUGCCUAUACAUUUAAAAAAAUAGGUAUCUGACUUUGUACUUAAUUAGCAUUGCCAACAUGUGUAUAUUUUGUGAUGAGAGACAAUAUUAUUAUAAUAUACUGUACUUUAAACAGACAGUUUCUGUGAUGAAAAGGGGUAAGUUUUCAAAACAGUGGGGAAGUAUAAUGUUCAUAAAACAUAAUAGUGUGCAUUGUGUGGAAGUGUGAGUAAUUGCUGUUCUGUUGGAAGAAAGUGUUGUGUAGUACUUAAGAAGGAAACAGUCCUCUAACAUAAACAGGGUGAAAAUCCCACUGAACUGGCAGGGGAAGGCAGGAUCAGGUAUAUAUACAGUGGCUUGUUACACUGAACUUGUUUCUUAUACUGGCAGAUUUAUAAUGAGGGGGAUGUGACAGCAGAAACUGCAGUAUUUCCAGAGCACUUGCCAUUAGGUUGUGUCUGUUGCACAGAAACCUGAAGCUAUUAUAGAAUUUAAGCUCUGCAUUGGCAGCUUCAGACAUGCUAUUCCACAUCUUAGUACUUAUAUUGUUUUGGUACUGUUGUUUGAAGCUUAUAGUAUGUCAUCACAAGACAAUAUUAGUGUUAUGUCAAGGUCAUUUAGUAUUUUCCAAGGUAUUAUAAUGUUGCAGGUUUGCUUGCUUCACAAUUUAUAGAGAAAAUAUGCAGGCUAGGGUGACCAUUAUAUUAGAAAGAUUCUGAUGUCAAUGCAAGUUUAAAGUAACUGUUAAAAUUUUGCCAUAAUGAAAGCAACAAUUCUUUUCAAUUUUCCCACUCUACAAGCUUAUUUAUGAAUAUUUCAGAUUAUGUUUUUGGAGAGGAAAGAUGUUUUAUACUUACUAUUUUGUGCAAUUUCAUCAAGAUUCUGUACAUACAGACCUAAAUUCAUGCAAAUAAUGUGUACAUUAAAUCUUUCAUUUGAAAACUUUAUUUAGAAAAAAGAAUUAUUGAAAGGCUUCUCAUUUUCCUGUUACAUGAGGCAGAAAGCACUAUGACUUUAUGCUUCUUGGUAAUGGCAUGUGUACGUGUAAAUCAUUUAUAUGAUAAGCCCCAACAAGUUAAAGCUGGCAGACAUGGCAGCUGCUAGAACUUCUUUGGCCCUUUUUUUAUUUUUCUGCCUUGAUUUCAUAACAGUAUCAUAAGGACCUGCAGUUUUAAAAGCUAGCAUAUAACAGGCCAUCUGUUAUCUAAUUAUAAAUAUUAAUAUAUAAACAACAAAAUUGUACCUGUUGUUUUGUGUGGGUGUGAUACCUGGUCUCUUGUGUUAAGGGAAAAACACAUAUAGAGGAUGUUUUUGAACAGGAAACUAAGGAGAAUAUUUAUACCUCUGAGUAUAACUGUUCCAUUUAAUUAGUUAGCAUGUGACAAGUCAUAUUAAUCGGGGACAUUUCAUGCUUGUUAUUGCUUCAUAUUAAGGGGGAUAAAAUUAUUUUAGGAGUUUAAAUAUUUCCCAUUUAAUGCUCAUUUGGGUGAUUUUAGCACAGACUGGAUUGCACUCAUUAUGACUGGCAAUUGUUACAGUGAAUUAGAUAGGACUUGACAGUAAUUUGUGGCUGUCUACAAAGGAGGUAAUGUAGCCCAAAAACUAUUAAAAAAACGUAAUAAUAUAAAUUAGCAUUUGCACAGAUUUGUCCCUACUAGUUGCUAAAAAUGAAAUUGCCACAGACAAGACUAAAAUGUUUUAGUUUCUGAUAAAAACUGAUUUUCUAUGGAAGAUCUUUAUGGGCAAGAGAUAUUUUCUAAGUAGUUGCCCAGUCAUAUAGUAUCCUUGCAUACUAUUGCAUUCUGUGUGGCAAGAUUUCAUAAUAAUCUCCAUUUUCAAUUGAAACUUGCCAAAAUAUAGUGUAUUUGCAAUUAAUGUUGUCUAUUAUGAACUUAGCUCUGAAAGAAUCUGAAAUUAGAAUGGUGAACAGUUGUCCAAAGUAUCAUAAAAUAAUCAGUUAUUCAAGUUAGAGAUUCCAUAUCUUCAGAAGAUAUAUAGAAUAUUUCAUUAAGUUGUAAGAUUUCUGGUUCUUACAGCAGCAAAUAUCUGUGUAGUCUCUCAGCAAUAAAUCAACUUUUCAGAGGUACUUACUGUCUCCACAGUCAGAGCAGUUUAAUGCCCUAAUGAUACAGGCAGUAAACAACUCUGAAAUGUCAGUCAAUUUCUGAAUCUCCCUGAUGAUGGAGGCAGUAAUCACACCUGAAACCUUGGUAAAUUUUUGUGAGGUUAUAAGGCACAGCAUCCCAGAAGACAGUCAUCUUCAUUUCAUUUACUUAUUAGGAAAUGCAAGGUUAUGGUGCUGUCUACCUCACAUUCCCAAAAUGUGCUUUCAGAAAUCAGUAUGAUGCAAAUGAAUGUUUUCCUAUGCUAUUCAAUCCAGCAAGGCUAAAUAUAUAAAAGAAUCUUAACUAUAUAUAAAUUAAAUUUGGAAAGGUUAUGUUCAGACAACAUUCAGGUAAGAAAAUGUUCAUACAGUACUUCAUGCAUCAAUAUCUUCAGUUUCAGAUAAGCCUGAACAUUAAUUUGCAGUUGAAUCAGCUGUAUAUUUAAUUUUCACAUUCAACAGUAUGUAUGGUGUCACCAACUUGGCAUCAAGACACCAGAGAUUUCAGUUUGCCUGAGAAACUGAGUAUUGAGAGAUGUGUGAGUUUGUCAUUUUGAGUCAAACCAAGUAAUAAGACAAUCUUGUUCAACACACUGAGAUUUCCUAACUGUACCAUAAUUUUCCAUUACAAAAAUUUGUUUGUGUGCCUUAUGCAGUGCAUUAGUUGUCAGUGUUAAUGUUUUGCACUUCCACUCCCACCUAUUAGUCAGUAAUUAAAAAGUAAGUGCAUAAGAUUAUAGAGUACAUAUUUCAGAUCAGAAUUAAUAUUAGACAUACUGUAAUUUUAAAAAUAUUACAGCAUAAAUAUUUUUUUUAUUUAUUGGGUGAAAAACAAAUAUAAAGAAAAAAGGAGCUUUAUUAGAUGUUGGUAAAGUACUUGAUCUAGAAGUAAACAGAAAAAAUGAAGUACGUGCUCAUGUCUUGAGACUAGACUAUAGGACAGGAUAAAAGUAGCCAAUAAAUCCUUGAAAAUGAGGCACAUAAUUGGAAACAAUAUAAACAAAUCAGAAAUGCAUUCACAAUGAAAUUAAGCACAGACUGGAUUCAGCUGCCAUGUAGUUCAAAAUCUUUUGUCUUCCCACCUGCUAUAUAAAAAUGUAAGAAUAAAAAUCUAUAACUUUACCCGUUGUUUUGAAUGGAAGGGAAACCUGAUAUGUCAUAUUAAUGGAAGAACACUGUUUGAGAACAGGGUGCUAAGAGAAUAUUUUGACCUAAGAGGGAUUAAGUAGUGGGAGGCUGGAGAAAAUUGCAAACUGAAGUCAAUAGAUUUUCUCUUUACCAAAUAUUAGUAGGGUGGACAAAUUAAGGAUGAAGAGAUGAGUGAGGCAUAUAUACCACAUGGGGGUGAUGAUAAAUUCAUACAAAAUUUUAGUAGGAAAGGCUGGAAGACCUAGGCAUAGGCAGGAGGAUAUAUUAAAAUGGAUCUUAGGAAAAUCAUAAUUGGUAGUGUGGAUGGCAGGCUCUUGUGUGCAUCAUAAUGAAUCUUCAGGUUUCAUAAAAUAUGUAUAAUUUCUUGAUUAGAUGAGUUUACUAUUAGCUUCUCAAGAACUCUGCACCUUAGGAGUCAGUUACAUUGUGUCUUCCUGUUAAUUACAGACCUGCAUAGGUUUCAAUAUAUGCACAGUCUCAAGCUUUUAUCCAUAGCUGUAAAAUGUUCCCUCAGCAGAACAUUACACACACUGUUGUGCUUAUACUGCAAAUCUUCAUAUCAUGUUCUACACUUGUCAUGCUCUUAACUAGGGGCCAGUGACAGCUUAUCUUUGUCUUGAGUGGGACUAGUUCAACAUUAUAUGUGCCUAAGUGACUCAUUUAUAGUGCUGUCAGUAAAUGCUGCUCAAAUUAAUCAUGUAUAAUAGAGUAUGUGUUCAGAUACAAGUUCAUCUCCUAAUGAAUAAUGCCAAAUAUGUCAAGUACUAGCAAUCAUUGCAAGUAGUAGGCACAUGUUAAACAGAAAACAUAAUAGUGAGUGGAAGAGGCAACAAUAUUAUCCAACAGCAUGUUAAACAGAAACAACCAAAGUAUGUGGAUAAGGCUUCAGUAGUAAUCAUAAAUGUGAAUAAUAUCUGAAAACUUCAGUAUAAUGCUUGUUACUAAUCAUUUAUAAUAAACUAAAGUUGUGGUUGAAUACAAA
Zootermopsis nevadensis is the source of this 11609-nucleotide messenger RNA. Its product is annotated as sodium/hydrogen exchanger 3. Gene Ontology annotation, cellular component: plasma membrane. Gene Ontology annotation, molecular function: sodium:proton antiporter activity; potassium:proton antiporter activity. Lineage: Eukaryota; Metazoa; Arthropoda; Insecta; Blattodea; Termopsidae. The record is from RefSeq and is a predicted model, not a curated record. Gene Ontology annotation, biological process: regulation of intracellular pH; proton transmembrane transport; potassium ion transmembrane transport.